GGAAUUGCAAGCUGUAACGUAGUGGCUACAGGAAGUAGUGUAGUAGAAGAAGUUGGGUUCGUGGGGUCUGUUGUGCUGUAGGCAGCCUUUGUGCUGGUUUCUGUAGCGGCCUGGAAGGCUGUUAUAGUCGCUGCCCGGCAGUGAGCAUACUGGAGGCCGGGUGCACGGGCGCCUUACACAAUGGGCAGGAGGUAUUUUUGCGACUACUGUGACCGCUCCUUCCAGGACAACCUGCACAAUCGCAAGAAGCAUCUGAACGGCGUGCAGCACCAGAGGAGCAAGAAGGCCUGGUAUGACUUCUUCAGAGAUGCAUCAGAAGUCCUAGCAGAAGAGCAAACUAAAAAACCAUGCAGACGCUAUCUUCAGUCUGGUCAGUGUGACUUUGGUCCUGGCUGCCGCUUUUCACAUAUGACAGUGGAGGACCUUGAUGACCUUAAAGCUCAGGUGGAAGAACGGAGACGGAAAGUUGAUCGGAACAGUCAUGUUCCCCCGUGCAAUGUAGGACGCUGGCUUGAAGAAUUAGUCAAGAGAAAAGACAGUAGCAAUAAGAGUGCGGUUAUAUCUGAACCCCCCAGCUACAGCCUACCUCCUGGAUGGCCUCCACUUUCUGAACUUCCACCAUCGCUACAUCCACCUUCAGUCUCAAAACCGGACGACUCCCCAGACCUAGAAUGGGGCUGAUAUAGGAGGCACACGAGUCACUGAUGGCAGAAGAGGAGAAAUUGUGCACGGCUUAAACAUUUUUUAUAAUAAAAUUUUAUUUUUGUAUAUGUAA
Molecule: messenger RNA, 775 nt
Organism: Spea bombifrons (plains spadefoot toad)
Lineage: Eukaryota; Metazoa; Chordata; Amphibia; Anura; Pelobatidae
Gene: ZMAT5
Product: zinc finger matrin-type 5
Exons: 5
Coding region: 181-681 (166 amino acids)
Cellular component (GO): U12-type spliceosomal complex
Molecular function (GO): zinc ion binding
Source: RefSeq, a predicted model, not a curated record